Messenger RNA from Candidozyma auris, 3348 nucleotides. It is a transcript of the gene MSB2, whose product is annotated as Msb2p. Gene Ontology annotation, biological process: cellular bud site selection; osmosensory signaling pathway via Sho1 osmosensor; fungal-type cell wall organization. The record is from RefSeq and is a predicted model, not a curated record. Gene Ontology annotation, cellular component: cell surface; site of polarized growth; extracellular region. The transcript has a single exon. Gene Ontology annotation, molecular function: osmosensor activity. The coding region runs from base 1 to 3348 and encodes 1115 amino acids. Lineage: Eukaryota; Fungi; Ascomycota; Pichiomycetes; Serinales; Metschnikowiaceae.
AUGAAAUCUUUUGUUUGGCCACUUCUAUUGGCCUUGGCUGCUGCCGCUGAAGGUCAGUCUUCGGGCAGAAACCCUGCCAGCCAGAGUGUUGGAACCAACAACAACAACAACGGCAACAACAACAAUAACAAUAAUGGUAACAACAACGGCAACACCAACGGCAACAACUAUUUCAACAACUACUGGAGCUCCAUCCUCAACCAGGCCCAGGGAAACAAAGAGGCUGACAACAGCCCUCUGUCGACGGCAGGAACCUCGCCUACGGACACUGCUUCUCGGUCUUCUCCGGGUAGUCCCUUCCAGGACUGGACAUCCAUCGUACCCAACCCUUCAGCGUUUUUUGGAGCCCAAGCAUCGCAGUCUUCUGGGACGCCACAGACUCCUCAGACGUCGCUGACAUCGCAGUCCUCUACUGCACCACAGACUCCUCAGACGUCGCUGACAUCGCAGUCCUCUGCGGCACCACCAGCUCCUGGUACAUCGCAGACCUCGCAGACUACUUCACCUACUCCUGCUACGUCGAGCUCAUCAUCCAGCCUGGCAUCGGGACCUUUGUUUGCUCCAACCUCCGCUCUGUCCAGCGCCCCUGCGCCCGCUCCGUCUAGCAGCUCUUUAAGUACAUCUACCCCCGGUACUUCCACCCCCGGUACUUCCACCCCCAGUACUUCUUCAACAAAGACGUCUUCACCAGCCACCCCAACGACUGAGUCGUCCUCCAGCUCUGCCCCUCCAACUACGUCCACUCCCUCUUCGGCAGAGGCUUCGCCGCUGAGCUCCAGCUCUUCGUCAUCGAGUCCAUUCUCCACGUUGGCUCCCAGCGAUGCAACUCUUUCCACAGAAUCAUCGACUCAAUCGACAGAGUCCUUCACCCAGGCUGACGUUCUGUCGACCCUGUCAUUGCUGUCGUCAUCGCUGACAUCACCCACGACAAUUUCGCUGAGCUCUUCGAUGAGCUCUUCGCUGAGCUCCUCGUCUUCGUCCCUUUCGAGCCUGAGCAUAAGUACCUCUUCGUCCUCACCAUCGAGCCUGAGUCUGAGCCUAAGCCUGAGCUCUCUGAAACUGGGCUGGUUGAAUGACAUCUUGACGUCAGACUCCUCAUCGCUGACUUCGUCAACUUCAACGCUUUCCCCAACGACAUCGAGCCCACCGCCAACUCCGCUGUCGCUGUCCACUGAAAUAGUGGCUACAUCUCUGCCAAGUAGCCAAUCUAGUCCCCUGUCUUCAACGCCGUCUAGUGGGGUAAUUGACACUUCGUCGCCUCUUCCAUCAUCGGCGAUGUCAACUGAAACAUCUGGGUUGGAUACAGAGGCCCCGCUGCCGCUGACGUCGUUAUAUCCUUCUAUAGGGCCGACCUCGUCUACUGGCUCGUCUACUCAGUCUUUCGAGAAUCCCAUACUAUCUGGGGGGUCGGACAGCACCUCAUCUUCAACGCCAACAUCGGAAAGCUCUAAUGAACCGCCCUUAGGCAACCAGAUCCCUACUAGUGAACUGAGCUCGGGUGUGCCAACGUCAUCAAGUGCAGACUUCUCUCCCGUGACUACGUCAAGCUCUACUUGGCUGUCAUCCACUCCUAGUGAGACCACGAACGCUGCUAUUACAUCGCUGUUGACGUCUUCAUCGUCAACUUUCGAGCUGUCGGAGAAUGCCUUAACUUUGAGUUCAAGUACAGAUGCGUCAUCUCCGGUGCUGUCUAGUGAAACUUAUGAGCCGGUAACACCUGACACCUCGUCAUUUCCAGCUACGUCAUCGGCGCCAGAAGUGAGCUCGAGCCCAGCAUCGUCGUCCACUCCGUCUAAUCCUGUCACUUCAUCGACACCGGAUGUCGGGUCUAGUCCAACGACAUCGUCGACCCCAUCUUCAUCAUCGACACCAGCGGUGAUCUCGAGUCUAACGACUUCAUCAUCACUUCCCCCUACCGUCUCACAGCCCAUUUCAAGUCCAUCGACGACGCUGUCUUCGAGCUUCCCUGAGUCAACUACGUCGUCGGACUCGGCUGUUACUCCAGCAGCCACCACUUCAUCCUCGCUCGUGUCAGAACCGUCGACGCCCACUUCGAGUUACGCGGUCACCACUUCGAGUGCCUCCCUGCCUUCCGCGGAGUCCGUUUUACUGUCACCUUCGGAAUAUCUGUCUGUUUUGUCUUCUUCUAGUGAGACACCUUUGGCUUUGACGACAUCUGGCUCUACGCCAUCUGCUGUGCUGUCUGUCAUCGAAUCACAGCAAAGCAGCUUCACAAGCCAGGUUUCGCCCUCAAGUGUGGUGUCUCCAUCUUCGGAGCUCGCACCACCAGUCGUCUCAUCCACGGAAGCAGUCAGUCCAUCUCUGGCGCCAACAGGAUCUUCCACUUCUCAAGUCUUCUCAGGAGAACCCUAUGUGCAAACAUCGCCAGUGUCUCAGCAGCCAGUUGUUUCACUGCCAGUCACAUCUCAGUCGCCAGCACCUACCAGUGCUACACAGACACCUGCAGCCCCAUCUUCCCCGGAAAUUACCGCAUCUCCUCAGGAGCCAGCAACCCUGUCGACGAAGAACUGGUUGCCAACACAAAUUGUCGUUGAGUCCAGUCACACUGAGGGUGAUAGCUUUACUUCUGCCACCACUGCUCCUACUAAGACUUCUGGUUUGCCGGAGGCGAUCACUCCAGCGGAGACUGCUUCUCCUGGUAAGGACUAUGACCUCAUUUACAUUGGUUUCAAGGAAGGCUUGAACUAUCCGUUUGUUGUCGAGAACUCAUUGUCAUCUGCCCAAAUUUUUGAAUACCUUCCUAGAGUAUUGCAGUUCCCAUUCGGUGACAAGGAAGAGUACAAUGGCACCCUAGUGAGCAGAUUGGUGCCAUACCACGCUGAAGGUAUUAACUAUGUGAUCACGGUCGCGGAAGUUUACUUCCCCCUGAAUGCUGUCAAGGCCUUGUCCCUGCUCAUUUUGGAUGACAGCUCCAAGUUGUACAGAAAUCCUGAUCAGACUGAAGCUAAAUUGGCUGCGCUUAUAGACAAGAGAAUUCCAAUAGUGGGGUUGAACACCGGGCUGGGCUCUUCACUGGAUAACUCAAACCAGAAUAAUGGUUCUUAUGAUUCAUCAAACAGUCCUGUGAAGAAGAAGGGUACUAUUGCUGGUGUGGCAACGGGUGCCGCUGUUGGUUCCAUACUCUACAUGUCUCUUAUGGUGCUCUUAUUCAAGAAGUACAAAAAGAAGAGAGCUCUUCAGCUUCCCUCCUCUGACAACGAGAGCUCCUUGGACUGGAGCUCCCAUGGUGAUUCCCAUGGACAAUCAAACACAAACUCUACGGGUUCUACGCGCCCUGAGAUUUCUGAGCCUGUGAAUGCUUUCAACUCACUUGGCUGGUCAUCAUAG